AUGCAGCAUCAGACAUGGUUCUGUCCCCGAGAUCCAAACACGACGAUCAUGACACGAUACCCGGGCUCCAUGAAACGACAAUCGACUGGAGAGAGGACGGGUCUGAGUCCCUUAGGCUGGAAUCAGAACGCGAGGCCGGAUUUCUUCCGAGUUCCCAUCAUGAGAGCGAUUUGUGUUCUCAAGGUUAUCCGGGACUUGAAUAGAUAG
Penicillium coprophilum is the source of this 207-nucleotide messenger RNA. RefSeq lists its product as uncharacterized. Bases 1 to 207 code for a protein of 68 amino acids. Lineage: Eukaryota; Fungi; Ascomycota; Eurotiomycetes; Eurotiales; Aspergillaceae. The record is from RefSeq and is a predicted model, not a curated record. The transcript is spliced from 2 exons.